AUCCGCUUGUGGUGUUUCCGCACUCUUGGUCGUUUUUUCACAUUCGAGCUCGGUGUCCGUAAGGGGCACAAGCUUGUCACGACUGGACCAUACGCGGUCGUACGCCAUCAAUCGUACGCGGGAGCAGCUCUGCUGUCCAUCGGCCUGUUCAUCUUGCACGGAUCGUGGUCUUCGUUGAUCAGACGCUCAGGGGUUUUGAACAUCCCUGGACUAACAGCUGCAUGAGGAUGAAACGGUGAAGUCAGUCUCCAGAGCGGAGUGGGAG
This is a messenger RNA of Suillus clintonianus, 265 nucleotides long. RefSeq lists its product as uncharacterized. The transcript has a single exon. Gene Ontology annotation, molecular function: protein C-terminal S-isoprenylcysteine carboxyl O-methyltransferase activity. The annotation marks the transcript as partial. NCBI's taxonomy places the organism in Eukaryota, Fungi, Basidiomycota, Agaricomycetes, Boletales, Suillaceae. Gene Ontology annotation, biological process: C-terminal protein methylation. The record is from RefSeq and is a predicted model, not a curated record. Gene Ontology annotation, cellular component: membrane.